Messenger RNA from Echinostoma caproni, 597 nucleotides. The record is from the annotation of a GenBank genome assembly. Lineage: Eukaryota; Metazoa; Platyhelminthes; Trematoda; Plagiorchiida; Echinostomatidae.
AUGAUCACGUCCAGCUUGAAUGGAUCUAUCAAGAAGUUUGUUUUGGCUUACAAUGAAAAAAUGCUUUUUCCAGGUCUGUACUACCUGCUUAGUGGUAAUGGUCAUUUGUUCGAUAUCGGCUGGGUUUUAUCGGAAACCUCUCCUUACCUAUGGGCAUGUGUGGGCGUUGGAUUAGCUGUUUCCCUCUCUGUUGUUGGAGCCGCCUGGGGUAUGUACAUCACGGGAUCCAGCAUACUGGGUGCUGCUGUAAAAGCGCCUCGCAUUCGCACAAAGAAUCUCGUUAGUGUCAUCUUCUGCGAAGCAGUGGCAAUUUACGGGAUCAUCAUGGCUAUUGUCUUAUCAAGCCUGAUCCUUGUGACUACACCGCAAAUGAUCAGGAAUUUUCACCGGGCCGGCUACUCGAUUUUCGCCGGUGGUCUCACGGUCGGAUUUUGCAACUUGAUAUGCGGUGUAUGCGUCGGUGUUGUCGGGUCCGGUGCAGCGCUGGCAGACGCGGUUAAUGCGAACUUAUUCGUGAAAAUCUUGAUCGUGGAAAUCUUUGGCAGUAUCAUUGGGCUGUUUGGAGUGAUUAUUUCCAUCAUGCAAGUGAGUUCAUGA